GACCUCUUUUGACCCGGAAGUUAACGUUAGACUCGAGCUGUUCCAUCGGCGGAGCAAAGAUGGCUGAGCAAGGCGCCGCAGAUCCUGGUAACAACAACAAUAAUAAUAAGCCCGAAGACUCAGAGGGAACGAUUAUUAAGGUCACAGUGAAAACUCCUAAAGACAAAGAAGAAAUCGCCAUCGCAGAAGAUGCUUCCGUCACUCAGUUUAAAGAGGAGAUCUCCAAGCGGUUCAAAGCCAAGCAGGACCAGCUGGUUCUGAUUUUUGCUGGGAAGAUUUUGAAAGACGGAGACAGCCUCAGCCAACACGGCAUCAAAGACGGCCUGACAGUUCACCUCGUCAUAAAAACGGCACACAAGGCAGCAGAUGGCGCUAGCACCUCAGCCUCUAGCUCAACCUCCACUCAGGCAGGCAGUAGUUCCACCUCUAGUCCAGCUGCCAACCCCACCUCUACAUCGGCCCCUUCUGGCUCUGCCCCACCAUCCACACAGACGCCCAACCUUCUGACGGGCUUUGGGGAUCUGGCUGGUCUAGCUGGUCUGGGCAUGGGCUCGGCUAACUUCAUGGAGCUGCAGCAGCAGAUGCAGAGACAGCUCAUGUCCAACCCAGAGAUGCUGUCCCAGAUUAUGGAGAACCCACUUGUGCAGAACAUGAUGUCCAACCCGGACCUGAUGCGACAGAUGAUCGUGGCCAACCCACAGAUGCAACAGCUGAUGGAACGCAACCCCGAGAUCUCCCACAUGCUGAAUAAUCCUGAGCUCAUGCGACAGACCAUGGAGCUCGCCAGGAACCCAGCGAUGAUGCAGGAAAUGAUGCGAAACCAGGACCGCGCUCUGAGUAACUUGGAAAGCAUCCCAGGAGGUUACAACGCCUUGCGGAGGAUGUACACCGACAUCCAGGAACCCAUGUUCAGUGCUGCCAGGGAGCAGUUUGGAAGCAACCCGUUCUCGGCUCUGGGUGGGAACUCCGAGUCCGGUGCCCAGCCAUCGCGGACAGAGAACCGCGAGCCCCUUCCCAAUCCGUGGGGGCCACCAAACUCUUCUACCUCUUCCGAGAGCGGAACAGGCACCACAGGGAGCACGAGCACCACAGGGUCCACCAACCCCAGCGUGUCCAAUCCUCUAGGCAUCAAUCCUGGAAGUCUGGGAAACGGCAUGUUCAACAGCCCGGGCAUGCAGAGUCUGCUUCAGCAGAUCUCCGAGAACCCUCAGCUGAUGCAGAACAUGCUGUCGGCUCCGUACAUGCGCAGCAUGAUGCAGUCGCUGGCUCAGAACCCAGAGUUAGCCUCACAGGUAAUGAUGAAUAAUCCGUUGUUUGCUGGAAACCCGCAGCUGCAAGAACAGUUUAGAGCUCAGCUGCCCGUUUUUCUGCAGCAGAUGCAGAACCCAGAAGCCCUGUCGGUCAUGACCAACCCCCGGGCCAUGCAGGCUCUAAUGCAAAUCCAACAGGGUCUACAGACGCUGCAGACGGAAGCCCCCGGCCUGAUGCCCAGUUUGGUACCAGGUGGAGCCCCUGCCGUGCCCACGGGAGGGGGCGUGCUCCCGGAGAACCCUGCCUCGUCGCCCAGCAGCACAGGAACAAACGCCGCCCAGCAGCAGCUGAUGCAACAGAUGCUCCAGAUGUUCGCUGGAGGAGGUGGAGGAGGAAGUGCAACGACCCAGACCCCCGAGAUGCGGUUCCAGACCCAGCUAGACCAGCUGAGCGCUAUGGGCUUCAUCAACCGCGAGGCCAACCUUCAGGCGCUCAUCGCCACCGGAGGAGACAUCAACGCCGCUAUCGAGAGACUGCUGGGUUCACAGCCCUCGUAAAGACACGGAGUACAUACUGACACAGACACACACACACUCAUGAACACACACUUAACUCAUAACACACCCAGCGUCUACAGACAGAAGCAAGAGAAAUUUACCUGAUUUCCCCCAAACUUGACAGAAGAAACUGAAAGAUCCUCACUCUCCACGUCUGUUCUCAGAUCAUUCCCUACUUCCCCAUAAUCCUGUUUUUGUUGCUUUCUCGUUUUUGCCGACAUCCAUCCAGAUGUUUCUGCGGAGUCGGACUGGGUCGCUCUCCUCUCAAAGGCGGUUCUGGUUUAGACAGAAUGAUUGAAAUUCUCUCUAUCUUGUUUACUUCCUCCAAACAUAAUGAGCUUAGUGUUGUGGGCAAACAUUUACUCCAAAUGGAUUCAGACCCAUGUGCCGUAAGUGACCGUAGACACGGCCACUGCGCGGCGGUGUGGUCGUUUUCUCAACAUCAACAGCAAGAACUCCCGUUCAUCUUUCACCUUUCUAGUUUCUACACGCGUGGCUGUUUUUGCCCAGCAGCUUCCACUAUUUAUUGCAAGCGCCUCAUAACAAGACGCCUUCCAGUUUUCCCCUCAAACUUGUAAUUUGUCAUUCCAGAUUAAAGUGCCCACCCGUGAGUGCGGUGCUGUUGUCUUUCUGAAGUAGCAGUGCUGUCCUGCUCUGCGUUGUCAGCGGGUUGCUCCGACACCCUCGUGUCCCACACCGUGGUUCUGGACUCCAGCCGUAAACAUGCAUCACUUAGCAGCAUCUCUGGUUGAUGCUAGCAUAAAUACGAAUGAUGCAAACGACUUUUUCUUUCAUUUUAAUCAGAUUUUUUUGGUUUUCUUUUUCUUUCUCUUUUUUUUUUUUUGAGGUGCAUUUAGGACCUAGAUGCUGAAUAAUUCCACAUAAAUGUGGAAAACCUAAGAAGUGAUGAAAAGGCUUUAAAGACAGCUGUGACUCGGUGGCAGAGUGCUUUUCUCCAAUCGAAAUCUAGGGGGCUUUAUCAUAAUUAUUAUUUUCCUUCUUGAAGGUCUCGGCAUCGUGGUUGUGGUAACCAUGGCAACUGCUUCGAUAGCUUUGCUUUGUCUGUUCACCUCGGCGGAAAAUUAAAAGUAAAAAUCCAUUUCCCAGUUGAAAAUGUUGAACUAACUUUUAACAGUACUGUACUAAAAAAAAAGUAAUAAACCAUGGUCAAAAACA
Messenger RNA from Nothobranchius furzeri (turquoise killifish), 2984 nucleotides. It is a transcript of the gene ubqln4, whose product is annotated as ubiquilin 4. The record is from RefSeq and is a predicted model, not a curated record. Gene Ontology annotation, cellular component: cytosol. Gene Ontology annotation, molecular function: polyubiquitin modification-dependent protein binding. Gene Ontology annotation, biological process: ubiquitin-dependent protein catabolic process. NCBI's taxonomy places the organism in Eukaryota, Metazoa, Chordata, Actinopteri, Cyprinodontiformes, Nothobranchiidae.